UGCGUGCAGGAAGCAACCAAGCCAGAAGCCCGGGAAGGAGGGACGAAAGCGACUCUUGUGAAGGAAUGAUCGCCACCUACUUUCUCCGCCUCCCUUAGCUCUUACGCACUUACACCUCUGGCCCAUCGCAGUCACCAGAGAAAAUAAACAGUCUCCUGCUGCCUUUCCAGACUCUGGGCAAAACCAUCCCCUUGAAAGCGGGAGGUUCUAGAGAGAGAAAAAAAUCCACCCAGAGCAGGAGAGGGGGAAGUUUACAACGGAGCCGCUCUCUUUUCUUCUUCCUUCCCCCAUUCCCAUCCCAACAACCUGGAAAGCGCCGCCACCGUCGAGAGGAUUAUAAAGGAUUGUGGGGUUUAAGAGCGAGCCAUGUGGCGAGGGUUUUGAGGGAAAAGCCACGCGUGCCCCUGCCGGCCGCCGCCGUGCGCUCCGUGGGGGGGUUUGCCCGCCUCCUCCCGGCCGAGCCUUGGGCGAGCGGAGCGCCCUGCAUGUCUGUGUGCCUGCGCGUCUCUGUGAGGGACGGAAGCAGGCAGGCGCAGGCGCAGCGCCCGCCCGUCUCCUUGCCUGCAUGCAGCCCGGGCUUUCUCGCUCAGUGCAGUUGCCGGGGAGUUGAUGGCAGCGCCAGAGCGCGCCGACAGCAGAGCGCCACGGGCACCCGAGCCCAAGAUGUGCAGCCAGGAAGGAGGCAGCGGCUGCAGCAGCUACAGGGGCCCGAAGAGGGACAGGCAUCGUCGUCGUCCGGUGGCCAGUCAACUCUCCUGACCUGCCUGCCGUCCUCUUCCCCUCCCUACCGCUUCCUCCCCAAAGAAUGUCAGCCAAGUCCAAGGGGACCACCUCCUCCUCCGCCACCUCUUCGUCGGUGUCCUCUCCAGCCGAAGGGCUGCCGGCAGCCUCCAAAGCCAAGGUGAAGGAGCAGAUCAAGAUCAUCGUGGACGAUUUGGAAUUAGUCCUGGGGGACCUGAAGGACGUGGCCAAGGAACUGAAGGAGGUGGUCGAUCAGAUUGAUACACUGACUUCUGACUUGCAGUUGGAGGAUGAGAUGACAGACAGUUCAAAAACGGACACAUUGAACAGCAGCUCAAGUAGCACAACAGCAUCCAGUUUGGAAAAAGUCAAAGUGCGAGCCAAUGCGCCACUUAUCAAGCCCCCAGCCCAUCCAUCUGCCAUUCUCACAGUACUAAGGAAGCCCAACCCACCACCACCUCCUCCACGGUUGACUCCUGUAAAGUGUGAAGACCCUCAUAGGCCAGUUAUCCCUGCCAACCCUCUAAAGACUAAUGGAACUCUACUACGAAAUGGAGGUUUACCGGGCGGAACAAAUAAAAUUCCAAAUGGGGAUAUAUGUUGUGUACCUAAUAGUAACUUGGACAAAGUUCCAAUGCAACCUUUGAUGCAUAGAUCUGAGAAAGACAGAUGUCCUCUGCCUGGAACAAGGGAACGGGUACGAUUUAAUGAAAAGGUCCAGUACCAUGGCUAUUGUGCUGACUGUGAUGUUCGGUAUAAUAUUAAAAAUAGGGAGGUUCACUUGCACAGUGAGCCUGCCCACAUGCUGGGAAAGCUUCCUCACCAAUGUCCUCCCUUACCACCACCACCACCACCACCUCCUCCUCUUGCACCUCCUCCUAUUCCGCUAGAAAAUGGAGGGGUGGGACUGAGCCCCAGUAGUAGCUUUCUUCCUCUCAGACCUGCAACUGUGCCUCCACAAAUUGCACCAAAACCCCAGAAGACCAUCUUGAGGAAAUCAACCACUACAACAGUGUGAUGUAUCCCACUUGGAAAACUGUUUUUUCUUAUGUAUAAAACAUAAAAAAUGUAAUGAGCACUUUCUACUCAAGCAAUAAAAAGCCCAAAUAUAUUA
This is a messenger RNA of Rhineura floridana, 1855 nucleotides long. It is a transcript of the gene PRR16, whose product is annotated as proline rich 16. Gene Ontology annotation, biological process: positive regulation of cell size; positive regulation of translation. Lineage: Eukaryota; Metazoa; Chordata; Lepidosauria; Squamata; Rhineuridae. The transcript has 2 exons. The coding region runs from base 806 to 1759 and encodes 317 amino acids. The record is from RefSeq and is a predicted model, not a curated record.